Messenger RNA from Botrytis porri, 738 nucleotides. RefSeq lists its product as uncharacterized. The transcript is spliced from 5 exons. NCBI's taxonomy places the organism in Eukaryota, Fungi, Ascomycota, Leotiomycetes, Helotiales, Sclerotiniaceae. The record is from RefSeq and is a predicted model, not a curated record. The coding region runs from base 1 to 738 and encodes 245 amino acids.
AUGUCUUCUGAAUCUUUAGAAGGUGUAAAAUCACCCGCACAAAGUGUUGGUCCUGAUUACCGCCCCGAGAAACCUGUUGCAACUGUUUCAACUCCAGUCUCCUUCGAGAAUGUUCACACGUUACCUCAAACCCCGCAGCUUAUUGCUCUUCUCACCAUGAUCCGAGACAAGAAUACGCAGCGAGCCGAUUUCAUAUUUUACUCGAACCGAAUCAUUCGUUUACUGGUUGAGGAAGGUCUCAAUCACUUACCAGUGGUAGAGCACACGAUCACUACCCCAGUUGGUCGUACAUAUGCAGGAGUCCAAUUUCAAGGAAAAAUAUGUGGUGUUUCCAUUAUGAGAGCUGGUGAAGCUAUGGAGCAGGGACUACGGGAUUGCUGUCGUUCCGUGCGAAUUGGCAAAAUACUGAUACAAAGAGAUGAAGAAACUUCAUUGCCUAAGCUCUUCUACGAUAAACUUCCAGAAGAUAUUGCGCAACGCUGGGUAUUGCUUCUUGAUCCAAUGUUCGCUACAGGGGGAUCUGCAUCGAUGGCAGUAGACGUUUUGAUUUCUCGAGGAGUUCCAGCAGAAAGAAUUCUGUUCCUGAACUUAAUAGCAAGCCCAGAAGGCAUCGAGUCCUUCGCUAAGAAGUACCAGAAGGUUAGAGUGGUAACAGCAUUUAUUGACCAGGGUCUCGACGAAAAGAAUUAUAUUGUCCCUGGUCUUGGUGACUUUGGUGACAGAUUCUAUACUAUGUAG